Acytostelium subglobosum LB1 is the source of this 1680-nucleotide messenger RNA. RefSeq lists its product as hypothetical. The transcript has 5 exons. The record is from RefSeq and is a predicted model, not a curated record. Bases 1 to 1680 code for a protein of 559 amino acids. Lineage: Eukaryota; Evosea; Eumycetozoa; Acytosteliales; Acytosteliaceae.
AUGAACGGAAUGUCAACAACAAGAACAACAACAACAACAACGAGGAGUGCAUCAGAUGCACAUAACAAAGGUGGUCAACAACAACAACAACAACAACAUGGUGUAGAUGAUACAUCAUUGACCUAUAUCUAUAUAUUGGAGGAGACUCUGUUUGAAGACACAUCGUUCAAUCACGAGAAUGAACCCGUUCCUCCAAGCUUCAAGCCACUCUCUUCAAUGUACUCUCGGCCUCCCCACAAAGACCGUCUCAACAACAUCCUAGCCUAUCCAUUCCCUCUCCCCAACGACAUCAACACAGACUUGUCCACAAACAAAGAGAUAUUCGAAUACAUCAAGUUCUUUGAUGUAAAGGAUGAGUUUAUCUUCCAUCAUAAUACUAGGAUCAAGCGAUACUCACGCUAUCACUUGAACCUGACACUCAAGUUUAUGUGCUGCAAGUCGGUGCACGCCAGACAGAUCACCUCUGUGGUGUUUGACCAGAUGGAGAAAUGUCGCAAGUUGGCCUAUUCAUCAGGUUGGGAGUUCCGUCGCAAGAAGACUACGACGACGAACAACAACAGCAGCGAAGAAGAUAUUACAAAUGGACCAAUCUUCUGCGUGUCCCUGUUAAGGAGCACGUUCUAUCAUAUCGUCCGUCAUGUUAUCUCCACCUAUCAAUACUCAAAGCCGCACCACAUCUCGGACUUCCCCGUGGCCUGCGAGGUGCAGGAGAAGAAGCACUCGUUCACCAUCCUGCUGGGCGGCACCUCUGGCUGCGGCAAGAGCACGCUGACCGCCCUGCUGGCCAGCCGCAUUGGCUUUGCAGCCGUGAUAUCCACCGACAACAUCAGACAGAUCCUGCGAAAGUUCAUCAGCAGGGCUGAGUCGCCGAUCCUCUGGGCGUCCACCUACCACGCCGGAGAGAUCAUCUCAGACCCGAGCCUGUCACACAAAGAGAAGAUUCUUCAGGGAUACGAAGCCCAGAACGAGAUGAUCUUCAACAAACUGGAUGUACUCAUCGAACACUAUGAAAAGAGGAAUGAGUCGCUCAUUGUCGAGGGCGUGCACUUGGACACGAGGAUCAUUCUGCGACUGGUCAAGAAGCAUCCUUCCUGUAUUCCUUUCCUUAUGUAUAUAUCCAACGAAGCCAAGCACAAGGAGCGAUUCGCCAUUCGAUCAAAGUACAUGACGCUGGAUCCCCAUCAGAACAAAUACACCAAAUACUUUAAGAACAUUAGAAUCAUCAACGACUACCUGUGUCAAGGUGCCGAUUCUGCUCUGAUCCCUCAAAUCGACAACACAAGUAUCGACAGAUCGUUGGCCACCAUCCACAGUACCAUCUUUGCAUGUCUGAAGCGCAAAGUAUACUAUGACGAGUCAUACUACAACCCAGAGACCAAUCAACUGGACAUAUUACAUCAACAAUACGAACAGAUUCAACAUCAGUUCUGGUCGUCAAAGGGUAUGCUGAGGCUGAUCCAAAAGAAGAAGGUCGGUGUGCAGUCUGUGGCCGAAGAGGAGACAUUCAACAGCGACGACGAGGAAGAGGAAGAGCAGAAGAGGAAGGCCGAGAAGCUGCUCAACAGAGAGAAGAGCGUCAGUGCCGCCGACCCCAACUUGUCCGACUCAGAGACGGAAUCGGACUCUGAGAGCCACGAGGAUGGCGUUGGUUACUUUGACAUGGGAUCACUUGGCAGCUAA